AGUCUCGUCAGAAGAACGCGAACUCUCGAGACAUCGCCAUUUUCUGUUGACUUCCCGUAAAGAUGUUAGACUGAUAUUUACAUCCUUGUAAUGGCUUGACAACAUCUAAGCGUGGACACAGCGAGAGCUGACGUAACAGACCAUGCCAUUUAUACAACGGUGUUUGGAACCCAUAAAUGUUAGUCGGGUAGAGGUAGAGAAGGGCAUUAAAAAUGAGUUGGAAUGUGUGACCAAUCACACGCUCAGUAACAUAAUUCUGCAGCUCAGCAGCCUCAGCAAGCAUGCGGAGGACAUGUUUACCGAGCUGUCACAGGAAGUGCAGACGUUCACGGACCGUACGCGGCAGCUCCAGGGGAGAAUAGACCAUCUCCAGGAGAAGGUUACCAGGCUGGAUGCUGCCGGAGAACUAGUGUCCAUUCAUGAUAUACACCUGAGGAAACCUUACAAGAGUUCUACACAACACGACCAACAGGUGGUUUCCAGAUCUACAAUACCUCGAUGUAUACUGAAAGCCUACAGUCAAUGUGAAGCUACGCCGGCUCUGGACAAACUUAACCCCUACAGAGAGGAUGGUAGGGAUAGUGUGAAGUUUUACACAGAUCCAGGGUAUUUCUUUGAAUUAUGGUUCCAAGACAUCCAAAAAGAUAUAGAAAAUAGGAAAACUGAACUAAAAGCCAAGAGGAAAAAGAGACCACAGAAGCCAAAUCAACAAAAGAAAGCCCCACGACAGGUGCAAACAGUAGUGGAGAAAUACCGGGAUAUGAAGCAGGGAGUGGAGUUCUCCAACAAAUCCGAUUAUGCUGAUCCCGCUAAACUAAAUAUACAAAACAACCAACCACGACCCGGAAGCUUAGAGGUGCAAACGAGAAAACCUGACACUGACCAUAGGGGCUCAAGACCUCCUCCUAAUGGGCCACAGUAUUCUCAGGAUGUGUCAAGACAGUCUAACUUUCAAAAUGAGAACAAUAAUUAUAUUGGCCAGACUGGAGGUCACCAUCCUCAAAGCAUUCAAAACCAGUUAUCUCCUCAGCAGAACCGAAUGUCAAAUAUGUCACACCGGGGAUCCUCUGGAAGUAUUGGUGCCUCAAGGCCCAGUCAGCCUCCUCCUGCACCUCCUCCCUUGAUGUCAAAUGCACAUCUUCAUCAUCAUCAUAACAGUCCAAACAGGGACAGCCUACCACCGCCACCACCACCUCCACCACUGGGUGAAGAUGAGGAUCCAAGACGGUACCACCCUAGUCCAGAAAUUUCUAGAGUGCCCACCACUCACCGACCGUCACCUGCAAGGCAAGAGGUGGAUCUGCCUCCCCCACCUCCUCCCCCUCCCAUGAGCCCAGAACAAAAUCUACCCCCUCCCCCACCUCCACCACCUGUGGAUACGGGGAUGGCACCCCCUCCACCACCACCUCCUCCGCCACCUAUGCCUAUGACUAAUGGCUUUGAUGAUGAGAGUUCUUCAACUGGUUCUAGUUCCCUAAAAAUGGAUCUUAGUGCUUCUCCACAACUGAAACCAACACCAAAGCCACAGCCCAUGGUGGAUGAUAGAAGUAACUUGUUGGCACAAAUUCGACUGGGCACUCAUAAAGAUAAAUUACGUAAGGUGGAAGAGAAGAAACAAGAAAGAGACAAAUCUGCACCUGGUGGAAACUUUGAUGUUCAUUCCAUCAUGAACAGAGCAUUUGAAAUGCGUCGUAAAGUGAUAGAAGAAAGUGAAGAAGAAGACGGUUCUUCUGAUGAUGAAUGGGACUGAUCAGCAUUAACUCCAGACUUGUACAAAACUACAGUGUAUACCAUAGGCAGCAAAUGCUGCUGAGAUCUCUUGUUGAUUGUGUAUCCAUGACAACAGGAUUUUCUCCAAAGACCCAACUUGAAUGAAAUAUUCGGGGAGGUGAAAGACAUGCAACUUGAAAAGAACUGCAUGCGGCUUUGUAUUCAGCUGAUGCAGUGAGAAUGUAUUUGUAAACACAUAAUACAGGACAAAAUAUUAUCAAAAGAUUGCCCUUAAUCCAUGUUUUAUAUAUAUACAAUUGUAUAAUCCAAGGAAUGUCUUAUAACUAAUCAAAGAUGACUGCUUUAUUAUGGCAUAGAGAAACUUUCUCCCAUCACCUCAGUAUGUGUCACUUCAUUCUGUGUAUAGAUCCAUGAUCACUGUUUCCCAUAUUAUACCUUGAUUUUAAGAGACAAAGUAAGAAAUCGGUGUAAAAUCGAAUUAUUAUGAUAUCCAGGUAUAUCUACUUAAUAAGUAUAAAUGAAUUUAAGAUUUAUAUAUAUCUCAUACAUACAAUUUAAUUUCUAAAGCAUAAUAUCAGGAUGUGAUAAGAACACUUGAAUAUACAUUUAUGUUGCUCUCUCUCUCUCUCUCUCUCUGCAUCUUGUUUAUGAUUAACACACAGGUAUAAUUAAGACAGUCAGUGGUAUAUUUUUACUAUUUUAUCUACAUUUCUGGUAUGUGUGUGCUAUCUAAAGAAAUUCUUCAUGUUUGGUAAGACAUAUUCCUCAGUGUUUCAUACUGCGUAUAAUACAUACAUGAAGGUAUUGAAUUUGACAUGUUAAAGGUGUGAAUUGUAGUGAUAAAAGUACAUUUUAUCCAUACUACUGAUGAAGAAAAAUUAUUGUUUAAAAAGAGUAAAAUUAUUCAUUACAUGCAACAUGAAAUUUGUAGACAUCACUUAAUAAUUGUAGAAUAUGACAUCUAUUGCAACAGUUUUCCAUCAAAGUACAGUGCAACAAUACUCAAAAAACUUUCAGUUUCAGAAUGUAUUGCUUUCUAAAUAUUUUCUUCUAGCCAAUAUGCCGAAAUACUGUAUUUUCUUAGCCCUGUAUGUAAACUUUAAUUUCAUCACAUGGAUAGGGAGAUAAUUAUAUUGAUAAAUUGCUGCUGUUUUUGCUUAACCCUCAGUUGUCUUCCUUGAAUAAAAGUACUUGUUAAUUGUAUAUUAAUUCCUAUUUAAUGUGUGGUGAAAAUAAAUCUACAGUAGUAGCUACAUGUAGGUAAAGCCAUGAUUUUCCCAUUAGAAAGUCUUUAUGGUGUAUUAUUUUGUACAUAACUUUAAUUUAAAGUCGAUUUUUCAUGUGCAAUAUUAGUUUUUUCACCAGAGGAAGGGAAAUAAACACAAGUUUCCUUGUCUGAUGAAGAUGAUAUGUCAUAGGAGGUAGAUAUAAAAGUGGUAGCUUCUGUACAUUCAUGAUUUUAGCUUUCUACAAUUCAAGUGUGUCGUUUGACUUUGACUUGUUUGCAGAUUCUUCAUCUUUUCUGGUUUAAAUCUAAGUACAGUGAAACCUGUCUAAUCUGUCUUGCACCGUGAGAGAAAUUUUCUUUUGGAAUAGACAGGGUGUUGGAUUGUACAGUGGGAACAUAGAAAAUAGCAAAACAGGAAUUAAAAUGAAGGUCGGAAUUAACAGUGAAAAGUAUUACACAGGUGUUGGAUUAGACAGUGUUUACUGCACUAGUCUGGGGGCAAAUAAGGGACCUUACACUUGACUCUGUGGCCAUACACAGCAUGUGUUACAUCUUUAAUAAGGCAAAUUUUCCCCAGCCAUUUAUGUAUAAAUAGAGAAAAAAAUAAUAUAAAUCUUUUUUCUUCUAAUGUGAAUUGGAAAUGAACAUACAUCAGCUGUGGCAAAAAAAGUGUGUAUGUCUCUUCGUUCCACACCUUUAUGUAAAUUGAACACUUUUGUAUUGCUCACUAUACAAUACAAGAUAUUAAUGAAGUAUGGAAUGCUUUUUUUUUUUUUCUGACUCGUUCAAAAUCUUACCGUACCCUAAAGAAAAACUUUCCAUGGAGAAAAAAGGCUUUAAUUUAGGAAUUUAUAUAGACUACCUCAGACAUACCAUAUUCAGUAUGCUGUCUGUAUCGAGCAUUUGCUUUGUAUCUACUGCUUUCAAUAUUGUCAUUCCCUUUUCAAUUUUUUAAAAUUUAUUUAUUAUUCUGAAACUCUGCACAUAAACAAACUUUUUUGAACACUUUAAUUUUUCUUAAAGAUGUUUUUUUUUUCUAUUCUAUAAAAAGACAGUUUAAUAUCUCUAUGUGUGUUAAUCUUUUCCAUUUUCCUAUAUGGUGCAAAGUAAUUAAAUUAGAUAAACAUUUUCUUCCAGAACUCUUUGUGAGUUUUAAAUAUAACAAAGUAUUAAUAGAUACGUAUUCAUGCAUUUACCUACAUAGAUAUACUUUUCAAAUAAUGUGUCUUUUUCUGCAAAAUUUAAUGUGAAGGAAAUACAUUAUAUAAAACAUCCAUAGUCAAACAGAAUUAUCUCAUAUAUUCAUGUCAUGUAAACAGUUGUGUAAUUCAAUAAUUGUAAACAAAGUUAACUUUGCCCCUGUUAGAGUGUUAAAUACUUGGUCUUUUACAAAUUUACAAAAAUGUACUGCACUUACUGUAUGUAAAAUAAUUUACGCAGUGACUUGAUAUGAUUUCUCUAUCAGGAAAAAAUAAAACAUAUUAUUUUUUAUUGUGAAUUAGCUUUGAAUUAUGGAACAUGUGUGAAUGCCUUUUAAUAUGGAAGAAAAGUGUAAUUUUUUGCCAUUAAAUUAUUUUAAUUGAUAACAUUAUUAAAAGUAAUGCCUUUUAAACAUCAAUUGAAAGGCAUAAAUGUUUAAGUUUGCAGAUGUUGGAAAGUGAGCCACACAAGUCCACUUUCUGAUAAUCAACUAUAUGUAUUUACACUACUCUGAAUUAUAAAUUGUAAUAGAAGUGCUUAUUAAUGAUGUUAAUUGACCAGUAUUUGUAUAUGGGGAUUUUUUUUUCUUCUUAGAUAAAACCAUGGAGUUAACUACGUUGUAGUAGCUUUUUUUUCUCAUGCAUAUGCAAUAAACUUUGCUUUAUUUUGA
Messenger RNA from Saccostrea echinata, 4829 nucleotides. Its product is annotated as actin-binding protein WASF2-like. Lineage: Eukaryota; Metazoa; Mollusca; Bivalvia; Ostreida; Ostreidae. Gene Ontology annotation, molecular function: protein kinase A regulatory subunit binding; actin binding; Arp2/3 complex binding. The record is from RefSeq and is a predicted model, not a curated record. Gene Ontology annotation, biological process: actin cytoskeleton organization; positive regulation of Arp2/3 complex-mediated actin nucleation. Gene Ontology annotation, cellular component: cytoskeleton. The transcript has 6 exons. Bases 143 to 1750 code for a protein of 535 amino acids.